AUGAAAAUUGAUAUUCAUAGCCACAUUCUACCUAAGGAAUGGCCUGACCUAAAAAAGAGAUAUGGAUAUGGUGGAUGGGUACAGCUGGAUCAUCACUGCAAGGGACAGGCAAAGAUGAUGAAGGAUGGGAAGGUUUUUAGAGUUAUCCAAGAGAACUGCUGGGAUCCAGAAGUCCGGAUUAAAGAGAUGGACCAGUCAGGAGUCACGGUCCAAGUCCUGUCCACAGUCCCUGUAAUGUUCAGCUACUGGGCCAAACCUCAGGACACUUUAGAUCUUGCCCAGAUAUUAAAUAAUGACUUAGCUGCUACGGUAAAAAAGCACCCCAAGAGGUUUGUUGGGCUGGGCACGUUACCUCUGCAAGCUCCAGAGCUGGCUGUGAAGGAAAUGCAUCGCUGUGUGAAUGAGCUGGGGUUUCCUGGAGUGCAGAUAGGAUCUCAUGUCAAUGAGUGGGACCUGAACGCCCCAGAGCUCUACGAUAUUUAUGCUGCUGCUGAGAAAUUAAAUUGCUGUCUCUUUGUACAUCCCUGGGACAUGCAGAUAGAUGGGAGGAUGUCCAAAUAUUGGUUUCCCUGGCUAAUAGGCAUGCCAACAGAAACAACCAUGGCCAUUUGCUCCAUGAUUAUGGGAGGAAUUUUUGAAAAAUUCCCCAAGCUGAAAGUUUGCUUUGCACAUGGAGGUGGAGCUUUUCCAUACACAGUGGGUCGAAUCUCCCAUGGAUUCAACGUGCGCCCUGAUUUGUGUGCCAUGGAUAACAAGGUGGAUCCAAGAAAAUACCUUGGCUCAUUUUACACAGACUCUCUUGUCCAUGACCGUGGGGCACUAAGGCUGCUAACAAGUGUAGUAGGAGAGGACAAAGUUAUUUUGGGUACAGAUUACCCUUUUCCACUUGGGGAACUGGAACCUGGAAAAUUGAUUGAUUCAAUGGAUGAUUUUGACCAUAAACUGAAGGAUAAACUCAAGGCUGGAAAUGCUCUGGAAUUUUUGGGUCUUAGCAGAAAACAAUUUGAAUAA
This is a messenger RNA of Cinclus cinclus, 1011 nucleotides long. It is a transcript of the gene ACMSD, whose product is annotated as aminocarboxymuconate semialdehyde decarboxylase. Gene Ontology annotation, biological process: secondary metabolic process. The transcript has 10 exons. Gene Ontology annotation, cellular component: cytoplasm; cytosol. The record is from RefSeq and is a predicted model, not a curated record. Bases 1 to 1011 code for a protein of 336 amino acids. NCBI's taxonomy places the organism in Eukaryota, Metazoa, Chordata, Aves, Passeriformes, Cinclidae. Gene Ontology annotation, molecular function: carboxy-lyase activity; hydrolase activity.